AUGACCGCCACCCUCAGGGCCCUAUUCUGCCUCGGGCUGAGUGUGGGCCUCAGGAACCCAGUGCAGGCAGGGCCCCUCUCCAAACCCACCAUCUGGGCUGAGCCAGGCUCUAUGAUCCCCCAGUGGAGACCCGUGACCAUCUGGUGUCAGGGGACCCUGGAGGCCCAGGAGUACUAUCUGUAUAAAGAGGGAAGCCCAGUGCCCUGGGACAGACAGAAGCCACUGAAGCCCCGGGACAAGGCCAAGUUUUCCAUCACAUACAUGACAGAGCUUAAUGUUGGGAUAUAUCGCUGUUACUAUCUCAGCCCUGAUGGCUGGUCAGAGCGCAGUGACCCCCUGGAGCUGGUGGUGACAGGAUCCUACAGCAGACCCAGGCUCUCAGCCCUGCCCAGCCCUGUGGUGACCUCAGGAGGGAACGUGACCCUCCAGUGUGGCUCAGGGCAGGGAUUUGGCAGGUUCAUUCUGACUAAGGAAGGAGAUCACAGGCUCUCCUGGACCCUGGACUCACAGCGACAGCCCAGUGGGCAGUUCCAGGCCCUGUUCCCUGUGGGCCCCGUGAUCUCCCUUCACAGGUGGACAUUCAGAUGCUAUGGCUGUUACAGGAACAGACCCCAGGUGUGCUCACACCCCAGUGACCCCCUGGAGCUCCUGGUCCCAGGAGACUCUGAGGAUCCGCAGCUCCCCCCCAUGGAGUCAGGACCCCAGAAGGGUCUCAAAUGGUACAUGAUCAUCCUGAUCGGGGUCUCGGUGGCCCUGGUCCUGCUGCUCUCCCUCCUCCUCUUAUUCCUCCUCCGCUUCCGGCGUCAGAGCAAAGGCAGGACAUCAGGGACCACAGACCCAGAGCCCAAGGACAGAGGCCUGCAGAUCAGCUCCAGCCCAGCUGUGCACACCCAGGAGGAGCACCUCUCAGAUGCUGAUGUGAUGGACCCGCAGCCUGGGGAGAGCGUGGAGCUGGAUCCUCGGAACAGGCAGGAUGAAGGCCCCCAGGGAGUGACGUACGCCCAGGUGAACUGCUCAAGACCAAGACCCGGGCCGGGAAUGGCCACCUCUUCUUCCUCCCCUUCUGGGGGGUUGCUGGACCAGAAGGGCAGACAAGCAGAAGAGGACAGUCAGGCUGCUGCGUCGGAUGCCCUCCCACAUACAGCCUAUGCCCUGCUGAAAGGCUCGGCCCUCAGAUAGAGGACAACACCCCCUUCCUCCCAUCAGAGGAGCCCCCAGAUGAGUCCAGUGUGUACGCUGCUCUGCCCAUCCACUAGCCCAGACCCCACAGUGCAGAGAGAGGGCCUGCCAGGACCCCUGAGGACACUGGAGCGACCCCCAUGGACACUCAGUGCCCUGGCCAGUCUGGAGAUCUGACGUGGACCCCCAACUGCUCCUGGGAUGCCCCUGGGAGUCGCCUGAUUCUGCAAUCACAGAUGACUAAUAUCCCUACAUUAUGGAAUCAGAGCAAUAGACUUCUCAAUAACCAACUUGUGAAUUGAUUAUUGACAGGAAGUGAGCCAAUGCUUUCAAUGAAUGCUCAUGUAAAUAUUAUGCAUCAAGCCUAUGAAAUAAAAAAAAUUAAGAGA
Molecule: messenger RNA, 1568 nt
Organism: Myotis myotis
Lineage: Eukaryota; Metazoa; Chordata; Mammalia; Chiroptera; Vespertilionidae
Product: leukocyte immunoglobulin-like receptor subfamily A member 5
Exons: 11
Coding region: 1-1179 (392 amino acids)
Biological process (GO): cytokine-mediated signaling pathway
Molecular function (GO): inhibitory MHC class I receptor activity
Source: RefSeq, a predicted model, not a curated record